This is a messenger RNA of Podarcis lilfordi (Lilford's wall lizard), 16589 nucleotides long. The record is from the annotation of a GenBank genome assembly. NCBI's taxonomy places the organism in Eukaryota, Metazoa, Chordata, Lepidosauria, Squamata, Lacertidae.
GGGAGGGGGAGAUCAGGUGAGUUGGGCUGGGGUGGAGCGGGUAAGUGAUCCUCUUGGGGGGCAGUUGUGGGGGGAGGGAUCCAGGGUGGGAGGUGGGAAAUGGGCAGGAAGCCCAAGGGAGCGGGGGGGGGGCUACUUUGCAAGCUCAGAGGUUGCCAACUUCUCCCUUAAACUCCUGCUCCUCUGCCUUUUAACAACUGCUUGAUUUGCAGAAGGUGGUGCAAUUUCCUCCCUCUGUGCUGUUUGAUCAAGGCAAUAUGCAAAUUAAUUAACAUAAAAGCCCUCAAACUUCGCACGUGCAGAUGCUGCUAGUAAGUCUUGGGUGCUGCUCUUAAAGGAGGAUGUGGCCACUUUUGCAGUGGGGUUGCAGGAGGUCUUGGAUGGACCCUGGCCAGGGGGUAUGAGUUGUGGACGCCGGCAGGUUCAGGGCAUAGCUGUCAACUUACAGAUUUGAAAAUAAGAGACCAGCAGCCUUGAAAAUUAGGGAUCAGCAGCCAAAAUAAGGGAUUUUAGUCAACCAGCUGAAAUGCGAAGUUAAAAGGGACCAGAUAAUUUGGGAGAGCAGCGCUGGUUUUUAGCCCUUCGUUUCCAGAGGUUGCUGCUCAAGACACCAGCUGAUGAAACACUGCAAUUAAAUAACUACAAGCAGCAACCACUUUUCAUGCAAAACGAAGUCCAAGCUAUGAAGAUGCUGCUGCAGUUCUGUAUCUUUUCUCUCGUGCUCCAUCUGCAGCUCUCAAUUCCAUCAGGCGGGGCAGGAGGAAGGGGGGGGAAUAGCGCCCGAAGUAAACCCGCAGAUCAGACCAUCUAUGCUAGGCUACCACUACAAAUCUCUGGGAGAAGCGCUUGCGGUCCUUCCUUCGCUUUCCCCCUCUAUGGUUAGCCCUUGGAACACCUGCCCGCGCCUCUGCCUCCUCCUCCUGGAACGUAAGAUCAGGCCAAAGGUCCUGUCCUGUGCUCACAGGGGCUAACCAGAAUCCUCAUAAAGAAGCCCAGAAGCCGGACUCGAGUGCAACAGCACUGCUCUCCCCAACUUGUGAUUCCCAACAACUGACAUUCAGAGGCACACACUACCUCCGAAAGUGGAGGUAAGAGGAGCUUGGCAGUGGGGCCGAUUUCCUGGUUUGAAAAUGGAACCAGUUACAGCAGGGAAGGACAUCUGCUUUGCAUGGAGAAGUUCCAGCUUCGAACCCUGAUUAUCUUAGGGUAGGGACGCGGGUGGCGCUGUGGGUUAAACCACAGAGCCUAGGACUUGCCGAUCAGAAGGUCGGCAGUUCGAAUACCCGCAACAGGGCGAGCCUCCAUUAUUUGGUCCCUGCUCCUGCCCACCUAGCAGUUCAAAAGCACGUCAAAGUGCAAGUAGAUAAAUAGAUACCACUCCGGCGGGAAGGUAAACAGCGUUUGCAUGCACUGCUCUGGUUCGCCAGAAGCGGCUUAGUCAUGCUGGCCACAUGACCCGGAAGCUGCACGCCGGCUCCCUCGGCCAAUAAAGCGAGAUGAGCACCGCAAUCCCAGAGUUGGCCACGACUGGACCUAAUGGUCAGGGGUCCCUUUACCUUUACCUAGGACUGGGAAUAUCAUAGAGAGCUGCUGCUGGCAAGUUUAGACAACACUGAGCUAGACGGACCAAUGGUCUGACUCGGGAUAAAUCAGUUUUGUACAGGGUGAGUCUUUUAAAAAGAGGCCCCGUGGAACAUGUGUAUUCUGUAUCCACGGGGCCUCUUUUAAAGGACUCACCCUGUAUAUACCUAGAGCAGUAGUGGCGUCUCUGUCACUAGAAGUCUUUAAGCAGAGGCUGGGCAGACAUAUUUUGGGGAAAGUUCUAUUUCUGGAUUUCUAGCACCUAGCAGGGGUUGGACUAGAUGACCCACAGAUCCCUUUUCACUUCCAAGAUACUAUAGUAGUGAUGUGGAGCCUAUGCUCCUCUAAAUAUUGCCGGACCACAACUCCCAUCACCCCAGAUCAUUGGCCUGGCUGCUGAGGCAGGUAAAAGUUGCAGUCCAAAAAAAACCAGCUGGAGUCACAGGUUUUCUGAGCCCUGCAUUAUAUCUUGGUAGAAAUUAGUUGGGCAGCAAAGCCAGUCCAGUAAUUGACAGCUAUCCUUGGAAGAACUAGUGGAGAUGAACAUAACUCUCAAAUAAACAUAGAAAUCCAAGGGUUGUGGGUAGUCCAAGUUGGAUCUACAUAGAUACUUAAGUUCUGAACUGACUCUUGAGUAACUGGGAAAGAGAUCUUGGAGAUCUGUUUCUUGUAUGCAUUUGUUUGCUAAAUAGGUUAAAAUGAUGGUUUGCUGUAUUUAUAUUGGGUUGACCUAUGGGUAAACAGAGUUUUAUUCAUUCAAAAUUCAGUAGUAAAUAAAAAUAAGGACUGACGUUCAUAAAAUUCUGCAUAGUGUAGGAAUUGGAUAGCUAUGUCUCUGCUCCUAUUAUUAGAAGGUAAGGUUAUUUAUGAGUCAAGAAUCAUAGAGUUGAGAGGAGCUUGCCUGCCAUCUAGUUCAAUUCCCCUACUUGAAGCAGGAAACCCAGAACUAGAUUAUUCCCAACCAGAAACCUCUGCUUGAAAACCUCCAGCCAGAGGGAGCGCACCAGCCUCUCUAGGAAUUGGUCCCAUUGUGCGACUGCUCUUACCAUCAAGAAGUUCUUCCUGUCCUUCAGCUGUAAUCAGCCCUCCUAUAACCUGAUCCCAUUAGAUCUAGUCCUCCCCUUUUCUAUGCGACAGCUUCUCAGGUGUUUGAAGAGGGUGUCUUGUUUUCUCAAGGCUAACUGAUGCACUCCACACUAUUUAAAGCUCCUGGCUCCCCCACAGAAGAAUUCUGGGAACUGUAGUUCAUUUAGGGUGCUGGGGAUUGAAGUGCUGUGAGGGGAGAAUUACAGGUCCCAGGAUCCUUUGGGGGAAGCCCUGUGCUUUAAAUGGAUGGUGUGGCUGUGACAUCAGCUCUUUCGAGGGUUCUCCUUAGGACUUAUUUUCCAAACCCUUGGCCACACUGAUUGUCUCUAAACAUGGAGGAGAAGGCUAUCAGCCAUGAUGGCUAUUGUCUGUCUCCACGGUCAGUUGCUUGAAACUACUAGUGGGUCCUGUUUGCUUGGGUCCUGCUGCUUGUAGGUUUCAAACAGGCAUCUGGCUGGCCACUGUGGGAACAGGAUGCUGGACUACAGAUGAAACUCGAAAAAUUAGCAUAUCGUGGAAAAGUUCCUUUAUUUCAGUAAACUUGAAAGGUGAAACUAAUAUAUGAGAUAGACUUGUGACAUGCAAAGCGAGAUAUGUCAAGCCUUGAUUUGUUAUCAUUGUGAUGACCAUGGCGCACAGCUGAUGAAAACCCCAGAUUAACCAUCUCAGAAAAUUAGAAUAUUCAAUGAAAUCAGCAAAACAAGGAUUGCAGAUGGAGCAAUAUUGGACCUCUGAGAAGUGGAAGCAUAUCUCGCUUUGCAUGUCACAAGUCUAUCUCAUAUAUUAGUUUCACCUUUCAAGUUGAAUUACUGAAAUAAAGGAACUUUUCCACGAUACUCUAAUUUUUUGAGUUUUACCUGUAGAUGGGCCAUCAGCCUGAUCCGGACUCUUCUUAUGCUCUUAAAUUCUCCAGAACAGUAGCUUUUUUCUGUUGAACUUAAAAAAAGAAAGGCAUUGAAAUGCUUUACUGAGAAUCCCAGCACUACCAGUGGGGCUUACUCCUGAGCAGACCUGUGUAGCUUUAUGAACUCUAAUCUGAGCUGGCCAUGGGAAGAAUUGGAAGCUGGGCAGUUUUUAUUCUACAUUAAAUGAUCUAUAACAUUCUUUGCCUCUGGCUGUGCCCAUCAUCAGUGCUGGCUCUGACCACUGACCACCUGCAACCCGCAAAGGAUGACCUCCGAGGUAACCUGGCUUUUGGGUAGAAAAGGCUGCCUUGCCCUUGACUAAGUUUGCUCUGAUUCUGGCCUCUGGUUUUUCUCUGUUUCAGGGGCCAGGCCUGUUCGGCGUUUGCUUCCCCCUGCACACAACUUCCUUGCGUUGGGAGUUCAGGACUUGGUGGCGCUGCCAGGGCUGACGGACAGAAUCGACCGAGGGUGGGGUGGGGGUGGAAAUGGCUGCGGAGUCCAGAGAUACGUCGGCGCCAGGUCUUCAGCAGGCCGAGCGAGAGAAGAGGGUGGGAGAGCAGAGCCCCGCGGGGCCCGAGGCGGGGAAAGACGGAGGGAGGGGGCCUUGUGUCAUCCGUGCGGAGAGCAUCCGGGAUUUCUGGGAAAGAACUGUCCCCGAGGAAGCGAUCCGGGAGCCCCGCAAAGGCCUGCAGCAGCGGUGGGAAUCUCAGCUGCAGGAGUUCCUGAAGGCCUUGGAGUCCCCCCAUGCGGUCGGGGGCAGCCCGCAGCUCCAGAGAAACAGUGCGCAGACUUCCCUGACCCCUUUUGACAGAAUGGCUGACACCAGCCAGCGGCCUAGAUGGGAGCCAGACUCCCAAACCCUGCCUGGUCUGAGCGGAGGAGCCUCCCAGGCCGAGAGGGGCCUCCUGGCCAAAGACAAGUCGGACUGCAGGAAGGCCCAGGAGGCUGCCAGCUCGCGUGAAGAGUGCCGCCUCUUCCGGCGGUUUGGCUACCAGGAAGCGGAAGGGCCCCGCGAAGCUUGCCGGCACCUCCGGAGGCUUUGCCACCAGUGGCUGAAGCCGGAGAGGCACACCAAGGAGCAGAUCCUGGAGCUGGUCAUCCUGGAGCAGUUCCUGGCCAUCCUGCCCACAAAGAUGCAGGGCUGGGUCCGAGAUUGCAGCCCCCAGACCUGCACCCAGGCGGUGAUUCUGGCGGAAGAUUUCCUGCUGAGGCAGCGGGAGGACGAGGGGCGGGUGGGAGAGCAGCAGGUGAGUGUGGCUGGCCCUGGAGGUGGGGAGGGCAUUGGGGACCGGAGGUUUCUUGGGAAGAGGGGAUGGGCAAGCUUUGGGUUUAAAGGGGGAUGGGGAGCGAAGAAGACUCAAGAGGAAAACGAAGGCAAGAGGAGGAGGAAGACUUGCGAUUCUGGAUAUUAUAAAGUGCUGAUUUAGACUCAAAUGAAAUAUGCCUUGCGUCAAGUCAGGCAUUAGUUUUUCUAGCUACGCAUUGUCCACGCUGACGGCAGAGCCUCUCCAGGGUUUCAGGUGGGGGUCUCUCCCAGCCCUCCUGAGAUUUCAGGGCUUAAAACUGGGACUGUCUGCACAGAGAGCAAAUGUUUUACCCUUUGAGCUGUAACCUCUUCUCUAGGUUUCCCCUCCCUUAGCAAUGCACUUGAAUUAUUGAGGGCUGCCCAGAAUAGCAGGCUAGAUGCUGCUAGUUUUGCCACUACAGCUAGGCACCUAGUGGGUUGCUGGCCUGACUUUUUGCUUGAAAGCACUCCUUGGCUACACUGAUCUGGAAAAUGCUAUUAUUAUUAUUUUUAAGAACCCCAUUCUCUCUAUAUCCCAGUGCAAUUUCCCACUGGUGACAGAUCACGGCUCUGGUGUCACAUUUUUAUAACACUCGUUUAAUGUUAUAACUCACCAGUUGUCAAGUACGGGAGUUCCCUUCUCCCUUCUUGGUAACUCACCGAUAAGAAUUAAUGAGCAUUUGGUAGAUUGAUAGUCUUUUUAUUGCAGUAUCAUGUUGCAAGCACAGAGUGGCAACUCUCUGCAAGGAUAGCAGUUGCCUACUCUGACUCCUCCCCACUUCCGCAGCAAGAAGGGCACAAACGGGAUGUCCCUCCUUUGUUCUCUGACUCGCUCAGGCUUCUGAGUUCGGGGGGAGGGAGGGAGCUCCCCCCACUCUCAAUUGAUGUAUCGCCCAGCUGCUCCCUCCCUUCUGGUUGCUUAGCUACUAUCUCAAAGCUGGGUAGCUCCUCCCUCAACUCCACAGCUUCUGUCUCUGCCUGUUUCUCUGCUUCUGGAAACGCUGGGAAUGGGGGGCAGGGAUAUUCCCCUUCCUUUUUUGUUAGGAGCUGCUCUCUCUGCGAUUGCAUUCCCCAAUCUUCCCAUCCAGAUCUACCCCUGGCACCAAUGUAGAUUAGUUCCUUGUUUGGAUAAGCGUUUGCUCCAACACAAGGGCAGCCCCAUGGGGUAAUCCAGCUUGAGAGUUCAGUAGUACCUGAACCCCUGCAACCGUGAUUCCUCCUUUGCGGAUGCGCUGCUGGCAAGGUAGUCGGUGAGGGGGGGUGAGAAUCCAUCCACUGUUCCUGCCCCCUUGAAUGAGAUCCUCUUCCCUGUUUUCAGGCAAUCCGCCCGUUUGCGGAGGAAGACUCUGCGGAGAAGGCUCCUCUGAACACCUGGCAGAGGCCGCUGCUUGGAGGGAUGAAGGAGGAAAGCGAAGGAGACGCCCCCUUGCUGCGUAAGGAUCUCUGAGGGGUCGUGGUUGCUCGGUGGCGAGCUGAGCAUCGUCACGGCCUCCUUUGCACCCCAGUGACUGGGGACAUGGGAGGCAGGAGGCUCCAUCGGUCAACCUGGCUCAGAAUUGUCGACAUUGAUGGCCAGUGGCUCGGUGGGCAGGGAAAACUCUUCCAGCCCUACCUGGAAAUUUUGGGGAUUGAACUUGGGACCUUUGGCUCUUAUUUGGGUACUAUGGUGCCCUGUGCGAGGCCAAAAGCUGGGAAAGCACUAACUGGGCUUUGGAAAGGAGGCAGGAGGACCCUAGCGCCCUGUCAGAGCCCUCACGCCUCCUUCUGAAACCCCGCUUGUGCCCAGUAUGUGCUCCUGCUCUGAUUCUUCCCCCUUGUGGCCUUUGGGAGACAUCCUGCCAAGCCUGAUAGCUCAAUGCUGUCCUUGUUUUUUCGUGAGUAGGGAAGAAGGGCAGCCUUAUGCUGGGAUGUGCCACUUCUGACUGUGCUUAUGUGUUUGUGUGUGUAUGGAAUGCGGCAGAGGGAAGCUUGGAAUCAUAAAGCUUUAGGCUUGGAAAGGACCGCCAAGGGUCAUCUAGCCCAACCUUGGAUUGUAGGAAUCACAGCUGAAGAAUCCUCGAACGGCGGACCAGCCAACCUCUGUUUAAAAACCUCCAGUGGUGGAGGGUCCAUCGUCCCCCAAGGGAGCCCAUUCCACGGUCAAACAAUCUUCCUCGCAAAAUUGGAUGCUCCUUGAUACAACUCCCCACCCCAAAUCUCAGUAUUCAGAACAGCAGCAUGGCAGAGAGAAAUCUAUGCUAUUGAGCCCAUUUCCCUGUGUGCUUCUCUUCUAUGUGUGGGGAUUUAUUAUUACAGUAGUACCCCUGGAUGCGAACGGGAUCCGUUCUGGAGCCCGUUCGCAUCCUGAAGCGAAUGCAACCCACGUCUGCAGGUAGCAAUUUGCCGCUUCUGCGCAUGACGUCAUUUUGAGCGCCUGCACAUGCGCGAGUGGCGAAACCUGGAAGUAGCCGUUACUUCCGGGUCGCCGUGGAGCACAACCCGAAAAUGCUUAACCCGAAGCUGCUUCAACCCGAGGUAUGACUGUAUUAUCAUCAUUAUUAUUUUCAUAUUGAAAAGGACUUCAUCCUAGAGCCACUGCCCACACUGGGGGCUGAUGGGAGUUGGUGUUUGACAGACACUUUAUCUCACUGUUAUGGGUUCAAGCCCCACAUUGGGCAAAAGACUAUUGCAUUGCAGGGGGUUGGACUAGAUGGCCCGCGUGGUCCCUUCCAACUCCUACGAUUCUUUGUUUUUAUGAACAUUUGGAGGGCUACAGGCAGUUCCCCACCCCUGUCCUUAAUGAACGCCAUUCCUUUGCCCUUUCUAGCAGGCGAUGAGAAGUUGUGCAGCCCGGAGAAGAAUGACCCGGAAGCUUCCGGAGAGCUGGAGCCACGUUGGAUGUUGUCUGGAAGGGUCGAACAGACCGUUCCCCACUGCCCCGGUGCAGGGGAACCUUCCGAGAUGCUGUACGGCGGGAACUGCCUGGAGCGGGAAGCAGGGAAGUUCAUCAACUCCCAGGGGACGUAUGAGGACUUGGACGAGAGCGCCAUGCAGCCGGGGACCCUCCUCUUCCCCGGCGAGAGGGACAACGCCUGCCAUGUGUGCGGGAAGGUCUUCCGGCGGCGCUCCAACCUGAUCGCACACGAGAGGAUCCACUCGGGGGAGAGGUGGUACAACUGCUCCGAGUGUGGGAAGAGCUUCGUCAGCCGGGCCGCCUUCCUCAUCCACCAGCGGGUGCACACCGGGGAGAAGCCCUACAAGUGCUCCUACUGUGGGAAGGGCUUCAACACGGGCUCCAGCCUCAUCCGCCACAAGAGGAUCCACACGGGCGAGAAGCCCUACAAGUGCCCCGAUUGCGGGAAGCGCUUCAACGACUACUCCAACUUCAUCGUCCACAAGAGGAUCCACACGGGAGAGAAGCCCUACGAGUGCUCUAUCUGCGGGAAGCGCUUCAGCGACAACUCCAACUUCAUCAAGCACCACCACUGAGAGGUCUGCGGGCUGUGGGUGGGGUAGGGUUUUGGGGGGAGACCGGGGGGGUUGUUUUGUUUGUACUAAACAAAAACUAGUUACAGACUAUAUAGCAAGACUACAAAGGAGCAUCUCUGUGAGUGAGGGCUGUGGCAAAAAAGAGGUGCCCCAAAGCCUCCGUUGCCUUUGACAGCAAUUGAUCGGGUAGAGAGGGGAUGUCUGGGAGACGACAAGGAGAGCAGGUCGUUUGCAGAUCAGAGAAAAAGGAAAGCAGAACAAAGAACACACGGAGACUUCUAAAGGUUGCUCCUGUCUUGAUGAAGCAGUUGCCCGGACUGGCCUGUAGCUCCCCCUUCACUCCUUGGGCCUCUGUGUCAGGCCCCUCCUUCUGUCUACGGUGAGCUGCAAGGGACCCUCUCUGUGUCUGCCUGGCUCUCUGCUCGGCAACAUGCAAUAAUUGCCUUGUUCUGGGGCGGGAGGGACCUGCAAGCUGUCAGCAGAGAAGCUGUAAAGAGUGGCUCUGUGGGAGAACUGCCAAGUCUAACUCCUGAUGCAGGUAGGUAGCCGUGUUGGUUUGACGCAGUCAAAAUAAAAAUAAACAAAAAAUUGUCCAGUAGCACCUUAUAGACCAACUAAGUUUGUUCUGGUAUAAGCUUUCGUGUGCAUGCACAUUUCUGAGAAAUACCCCACCGCACCCUCCCACUAUAUAUAAGGGUCUGGUGACUUCUUUUUCAGUGUACAGCCAUGCCUCUUGUUACGUUCGCUUCAGGUUGCGCAAUUUCAGGUUGCAUCCCGCGGUGACCCAGAAGUACCGGAAAAGGUUACUUCCGGGUUUCACCACUCGCGCAUGCGCAGAAGCGCAAAAUGACGCCACUCACAUGCGCAGAAGCGGCAAAUCAUGACCUGCGCGCGCCCAGGUUGCGUUCUGCUCAUGUUGCGAGCGGGGCUCCGGAACGGAUCCCGUUUGCAACCAGAGGUACCACUGUAUCUGAAGAAGUGUGCACGCACAUGAAAGCUUAUGAGAACCAGUGUGGUGUGGCUAAGAGCGGUAGUCUCGUAAUCUGGUGAACCGGGUUCGCUUCCCCGCUCCUCCACAUGCAGCUGCUGGGUGACCUUGGGCCAGUCACACUUCUUUGAAGUCUCUCAGCCCCACACACCUCACAGAGUGUUUGUUGUGGAGGAGGAAGGUAAAGGAGAAUAUUGGCCGCUUUGAGACCCUAGGGUAGUGAUAAAGCGGGAUAUCAAGUCCAAACUCCUCUUCUUAUACCAGAACAAACUUGGUUAGUCUAUAAGGUGCUACUGGACAAUUCUUUACUUUGUUUCUUUUUAAGUCUAGCUCCUGUCCCUGCCCUGUGCUUCAGCACCUGUCUGAUUCUGCCUCUUCGCUAUCCCUCGAGCUCCUUGCCUCCAGUAUUUCCCAGCUCAUCCCCUCCUCUGGGGUGGUGGCCGGUUUCCCACCACCAGGAGCCAAAUCCUCUCCCUCUGCACUUUCCAUGGAGGGGGGGGUGGACUCUUGGUCAGACUGCUUCCCCAACUGCUCCUCAUCCAGCCAGUCCCUGACAGGGGAGCUGGUCCGAAAGAGGCAGUGGGAGGCAGCAAGCCGGACUCCUUCCCCACUUCUGUCACCUUCCUUGUGCUAGUUUCCUACCUACCCCCCCCACACGCUCCCUUCAAUCUAGGGCCGGCCCAAGACAUGUUGCCACCUGAAGCAAAACAGAAAAUGGCGCUCUGCUGCCCCCUGAGGCGGCUGGAGGCAGAACACGGAAACCCCUGUGUGCUGAAAAGGGAGAGAAUAUGAUGCUGGAGAGGAGGUGGCGCCGCUCUGCCCAGGUCACACAACAGGAGGCAGCAAGUGGCGCACUUCUGGGGGGGCCCAGAUCCGCUACCCCUCUCAGCUUAUCUCCGGCCUGCCGCCUGAGGCGACUGCCUCACCAAGCCUAAUGGGUGAGCCGGCCCUGCUUCCGUCAUGCCUCCUGUUCCUUUUUCCCACUGUCUGCUAAUCCAGCUGCUUGCUCUGGUCAAGAGGAGCAUUUCUCAAUGGUUUGAAGGGGGAGGGAGGGACUUCUCUGCUUCCUUUGUAGUGUAGUGGUCAAGAGGGGUAGUCUCGUAAUCUGGUGAACCGGGUUCGCGUCCCCCUCCUCCACAUGCAGCUGCUGGGUGACCUUGGGCCAGUCACACUUCUCUGAAGUCUCUCAGCCCCACUCACCUCACAGAGUGUUUGUUGUAGGGGAGGAAGGGAAAGGAGAAUGUUAGCCGCUUUGAGACUCCUUAGGGUAGUGAUAAAGCGGGGUAUCAAAUCCAAACUCUUCUUCUUUUUCUCUUCUUCCUCUCCUUUCUGAGCCCCUUAAUGGCCAGCAGCCAUCUCUCUUCAGCAGGUGAGCAAGCCAAAUCUCCCCUUGCCCACCUUCCAUGGAGUUCUGUAGGCCGGGAUCACAAACCCAACACCGGUAUGGGGGCAGCUCAAAUGCCUGCCAAAAAUACAACCAGCCAGGCAGAGAUAAGUGGCAAGCUGGCCCCUGUUGUGUUUGGGUAUCCCUCCUGCUCAUUCUGCUGUGUGAAGCUCCAGACUACAGGGCCCUACGGCCAGCCCUGAUGGUGCCACAGUUCUGAGUCUCCCCAUAGCUAUUUCAGCACCUGUGGAGGCCGCAGAAAAGCUUGCAACUGGCUCUGUGCUUGCUGCAGGCUCUUCCUCGGCCUCUGCUGCCCAUACAAGGGUCUCGCGGCCCAUCGCGUUCUUCAAGAAAGAGGAAGGGCUGUAGGACCAGCGGUUAGAGUACAUGCUUUGCAUGCAGAAGCUCCCAGCUAAAACCCUUAGCACCUCCACCUGUGUGGUAAGGUAAGAAUUUGCUUCCACACCGCUCCGUUUGUGAUGCAGGUGAGGGACCACCUUUCAAAUAAAAAAUGGGACCCAGGAAAUUAAUUCCAAGUCCAGCAUCCAGGGGGGCCCGGCGUUUAUUAUUAUAGAUACAGCGGUACCUCGGGUUACAUACGCUUCAGGUUACAGACUCUGCUAACGCAGAAAUAGUACCUCAGGUUAAGAACCUUGCUUCAGGAUGAGAACAGAAAUCGCGCGGCGGCAGCGGGAGGCCCCAUUAGCUAUAGUGGUACCUCAGGUUAAUAACAGUUUCAGGUUAAGAACGGACCUCCAGAACGAAUUAAGUACGUAACCAGAGGUAACACUGUAUUGCCAUAGGGCAGAGCUCAACUUAACAUGGUUGUUCUAGCCGAACCACCACCUAAGAAGAAGUUUGGCGCAAGGAGCAUCAGAACAAGGGUUUCAUAGGCGGCAAACGAAAAGCCACAAAACAUCUAAAAAUUCUUGAAACGAAAACAUCCUUCUACAUACAUCAGGAAAGGUUACAGGACAUCAGAACUAAAACACACAUGGCUCCAUAUCGGUAUCUUCACCCCUGCAGUCACCUUGGAGUGACCCAAAUGUGCCCAGGCCAUGGGUCUCAAAUGUCCUCCUCUCACAGUUUCUCUUGCAGCCAGGCCUUUGUUGGGUGUUGACAUUAUUUCCCUUAUCUCGCUUCCCUUCUCCUUUUUCCUAGGAAGUUUUAAUGAGAAGUUUGGAUUUACACUCUGGUGCGAGCUAGAACACCCUUAAUGACGAUUUGUAACACUUUCAGGGUUAGAUAGAAGUGGAAUGCAGUAUAGGAAGGCGGCUUGCGAGUCACAAAAUACACGUAGGAAUCAUUUGUGGAAAGGUUAAAUGCAAUUAAUACUGAAAUAUUAUUAAAGUAAACAAAACACUACCCCCUGGGUCUCUUAUUCUUACAUCAUUGGGAAGGACCUCCCCUUGCCAGAGACCCUUUAGAAGUACUGCCAUUUAUUUUUAUUUAUUUAUACGGAGCCUGCUCUUCAUCCAAAAAGGCUCCUUUCUUUGUUUGCUUUACAAACAAAGAAAAAGUCAAUCCUGACCCCGCAGGCUUAUAAUCUUAAAAAAAAAAAAAAGCAUGACACACGAGGAAAGGGUGACAGGGAGGGAAGAGGAAAAUCAAAAUCAAAGCUCAGGCUUUGAUUUCUAAACAAUUGUUCCCAUCAUGACCACCUGGCAUGGUACAGGCGAAUCAACCUUUCCACAGCCAAAAGAGCUACAUUUCAGGACGUUCUUCCAAAUGUUUUGUCAAAAUCUCUCUUUGUUCUUAUUUGAAUCUGUUGGUUUGGGUGCUAUCCCCUACAGCAGAAAUGGAGGAGCCUUUGCCCCUCCCUAUGUUGCUGGAUUACAGAUCCCAUCGUCCCUGACUGUUGGCCAUGCUUUCUGGAAACAUCUGGAGGCCAAAGGUUCUCCAUAUCUGCUGUAGAGCAACAGAAAAUAAAUUGGCUCCAUCGUCAUCCUGAAUUCAUUUAAGACUUGCAGGUUUGUCUCCUGUAGUCACUUCAUUGUUACUGGGAAAAUGCCCCACAGGAACAAGGAAGUGGUUAACUGGGAACUGGGAUCCAGUGCAGAACUGCGGGAGGCAGUGGAAGACAGGAGUGCCUGGAGCGCUCUGGUCCAUGGGGUCACGUAGAGUCGGACACGACUAGACUAAACGACUAAAGAACAUCUCUGCCAUCGAUCUCACUGGCCAUGUUCAACGCUAACACAAUCACAUUGGCUCUUCUUGACUCUCGGCAGCAGAGCGUGGACAGUUUUGCUUGUGGAUUAGCAAUAAAUUGACUUUUUUAAAACAGUCAAAAGGGUUCUACAUAGAACAAAUCCCUUCUAGGCCUUUGGAAGAACCAAAGACAUGGGGAAAAAAUCACAGAUUAAGUACAUAUUGGGUGGUGCAGUGGUGCUUUUUAAAAAAUAAACCCAGUAGCCAAUAGAAUAUAAUUAGGUAGUUUUGUUUUUUGUUUUGUUUUGUUUUGUUUUGUAAGUCUACUCACUUAGCCCAGAAGACCUCCCUAAAAGCCACUGAUGGAAAGCCCUUCAAGAGCUUUUGUGGUUUCUGACAUUGUUCUUCUGGCUGUAGACAAAAUAUUUUAGUUGGCUUACCAAGAUCGUUUAUUCUCAAGCAAUAUUUAAUACCUCUGCCCAGUGGUUCAGAGGGAAAGCAAUUGUCAGCACAGCUGCGAUAGCAUCACCCUUGGUGCCUGGCUUAAGAUUGACCUUGUGGACAAAUCUGAUGGACAGGAGGGAGGAAGGAAGGAAGGAAGGAAGGAAGGAAGGAAGGAAGGAAGGAAGGAAGGAGAGAGAGAGAGAGAGAGAGAGAGAAAUCUACAUGCCUUUUGGGAGCAUGCUAAUCACAAGACACCUCCAGACAAGUGUAUUUUUUUUGUGGGUAUAGUUUGCAACAUGACAUUGACGCAAUAAUAGAGCAUGAAAUGGAAAAAUUAUACUGGACCUUCCACACAUCGUUCCAUGUUAUCAAUUGUUCUGCAAUGCUUCCCAAUGUUAUGACACAAUUGCCAUCUGGAGGGGCAUUCUUAUGCUGGGGUGGAACCAAAACAAGUUGCAGGAUUUCAGCAGAGAGCUACGGCAUAUAGAAUCCUAUAACUGUAGAGUUGGAAGAGACCUUGAGGGCCAUCUAGUCCAACCCCUUGCAAAUCAGAAACUUCCAGCUACCCCGUACGGGGAUUGAACCUGCAACCUUGGCAUUAUAAAGAAAGCACUCUAUAUCCACCAAAAAAAAAGCCUUUUCCAGGUGCAAAGUGCGAUCAUGUAUAACAAGCACAAAUCACUGUAAGGGCACAAUAUAAAGGAUGUCUUCCGGGGCCGAGAUAGUAGAUCUGUUGAAAGCAAUGGACUUAAAAAAUAAGUGGGUUUACUCAGAGUAGGACUCAGUUUACCUUCAUGUGGGUCUGGUAGCUCACUGGCAGGACUGGUGACCUAAAACUGGAGCGCCUUCUCUGUCAUCACAGACAGAGCCCUGGGUUCAAAUUGCACGUUUAUGCAGCAAGCUUAAUCUUCCUCACAGGGUAGUGAGGCUGAAAGGCAAGGCUGGUGAAUUGGGUUUGUUGCUUUCUUGGAGGAAGGUUGGUUAUUAAACCUUUUUAAAUGAUUGACAUGAGAUGUAUAAGCCUGUAGAAAGAGUAAAUAAGCCCCCCCCCCUUGGUGUGAAAAGCUGGACUCAGCCCAGUGAAAUUGGCAGGGGAUGUGGCUUCAGGGAAUGAAAAAUGGAGCCCUCCUUCACACGACACUAAACUUCCCUGGAAUUGAAUUCUGUAAGGUGCUAUGAGGGCUGCUGCUUAGAUGCCUUUGAACAGUUCCUGUUGGCUGGGGCUGAGGGUAGAAGUUGCCAAAAUUAUCUGGAGGGCACCAAGUUGGGGAAGGCUGAUAGACAACAUGGAAGAGAGCUCUCUUGAGAGGCUAUUGGCUGGCAAUACCUAAGAGUGGAGCCUCCUUUCCCAGAGGCUUCUGCAUACUAAAAGGUUGGGGGUCCACCAAGUCCCCAAUGGGGAGCGGCCAUCUUUUCUCCCCACGCCUUUCCUUACACCUUCCUCACAAGUUUUCCAGAAGCAGCGAUCUUGGGGUAGCAAAGCAACCCGAGUUACGUACAAUUUCGGGGUAACAAUACAACUGGUUUGAAGAACAGGUGGGAACAAAAAAGGAUCGGCCUUUCUUGCAGCACAUCGUUUGAGUGUUUAUAAAGAAAUAAAAAUGUUUUGCUCAAGAUGGUGUGCUUCAUCUUUUUUUUCCCCCUUUCGUGAUGGUUUGUUUUGUGUUUCCGAUGUUAUUUCAGCCUCAUGGUUCACCUGAGACUCUUUGGGGGCCGGUGAGCUUUCCCUGGUCCACCAAGUCUUUUCCCCAAAUGGUCUAGGAACAUCAUGGCCCUCCCAAAGGGGCAGGAAACAUCAUGGCCCUCCAGAUUUCAUUAGGCCCCCAACUCCCCUCAGCCCCAGCUAAUGUGGCCGAAGGGCGGCCAUGAUUGUGGUUGCAGUUCAGCCACCUCUGGAGGAUGCCUGUCAGCUGUCUGAGAAUGGGAGUAUACAGUAAUACCUCAGGUUACAGACGCUUCAGGUUGCGUUUAUUCCAGGUUACGGACUGCCAAAACCCGGAAGAUGCGCCGCUGUGGGUUGCGAAGGCUGGAGGUUGCGAACAUGCAUCCCGCAUUGAUCACGUUCGCAACCUGAGCGUCCACUGUAUAUACAUACAGUCAUACGUGCGGGUUGCACGUUUUCGGGUUGCAGACCGCGCCGAAUCCGGAAGUACCAGAAUGGGUUACUUCCAGGUUUUGGCACUCACACAUGCGUAGAAACGCAAAAUGACAUCACGCGCAUGCGCAGAAGCGCUGAAUCAUGUCACGUGCGUGCGGCACUGCAGGUUGUGAAUGCUGCGGGUUCCGAACAUGCCUCCCGCACGGAUCAUGUUCGCAACCCGAGGUAUAACUGUAUAUAUAAGGCAUCAAAAAAGAGGGGGAAAACAGACAGCAUUUGUUUUUAAAAAAUUAUUUUCACAAACACUUUUCUAGCUUCCCCCCACUGUGCAAACACUAAUAGUUGAGCGAAAUCUCCCUUUUGUGCAAUGCGACAGCUGAUACCAAGCACAUGACAAAACCUGUAUGGGGUGGCGGUGGGGAGAGUAAACCUUUUACCAAAGUGCAUCUGUUGGGAGCCAGCCGGCACCAAAUCACACAGGGUAAGCCAAAACUGAAUUAGGAUGAACAAGGUCUGCUCUGGAGCACCCGGCCCAAUGAGCACAGCAACUCUUCUUGGCAAGUCUGUGAGGCAGUUGAGGUGCAAAACUCUGUUGACUAGCUAUAUAUAGACCUUCUGCCAGCAUGUAACUGUGGCUCUCAAAAGCUUGGGCUGGCUGUUUGGCUGCUACUGGGCUCAGUUCAAGAUCCACAUAAUAAUUUAAAAGGCCCUUAGCAGCUUGGGGCCAGGAUAACUCGAAAGACUGCCUAAUCCUUGAUAUUCCUGCCUGGUCUCCGAGAUCUGCAGGGGAGUCUCCCUUAGUGGUUCUCCCCGGCCCAGAUGUACAGCUCACAUCCCCUAAAUUUGUGGGUCCAAUUCUGUGGCACACCCUCCCAGCUGAGUUUAGGAAGACCCCUCUCUCCCUGUUGAAAUUUCAGGUGUUUGACGAAGGCCUUUCUGUUCGAGCAGGAAUGUUAAGUUUCCUCCCAUGAUUUUCUGAUUUCUUGUAAUUGGUGCUGUCGAUUGUAUGCUUUGGAAUGUGAAAUUUGGGGCUUCCCUCGGGCUUGAUCCAGUAGUUGCAGUUGGUGCUGAAUGCUGCAGCACAGUUGCUGACAGGGCGGGGGCAUUGUCAGCGUAUACUCAGAGAUCUGUGCUUGUUGCUGAUUUGCUACUGGGCCAAGUUCAAAUUGCUACUAUUAGUAUACAAAUAAAUACCUUUUAGA